Molecule: messenger RNA, 4190 nt
Organism: Bradysia coprophila
Lineage: Eukaryota; Metazoa; Arthropoda; Insecta; Diptera; Sciaridae
Gene: Sf3b1
Product: splicing factor 3b subunit 1
Biological process (GO): spliceosomal complex assembly
Molecular function (GO): mRNA binding
Source: RefSeq, a predicted model, not a curated record
CGACACCUCGUCUCAACAAAAAUAAAAAUGGCAACAAUGAAAAAUUUUGAUGUCAACGUCACUUGUGCCGAACUUCACGCUGAAAUUCUAAAUCUACAAAAAAAAUGGAAAACAUACCGCGGACUCACGAAGAUAUCGAGGCAACGAUCCUCGAUAUACAGAAGAAGAAAAAGGAAAUUGCUCAAACAACCAGUGACAAGGGUGUCGGUUUGCUGGAAAGUGGAUCGUAUUUUGAUAGCGAGUUCUACGAUGACGGAGCCAAUAACAAAAAUCGAUAUGAAACCUCUAUUGCCGCAAAUGACGCUGACGAUGCUGACGAAGAGGAAGAUGAGGGAAUGCCUAUGCCACAAGCUCGAGCCACAUACACAGCUCCGAAAGCGGUCCUCAAAGACAUUGUUCAGUCCGAGAAGGAGGAUUUUGAUCCAUUCGCUGAUCGUCGCCGACCGACUAUUGCUGAGAAAGAAGAUGAAUAUAGACAAAAGCGGCGUCGUCUCGUAAUUUCACCGGAACGAGCUGAUCCCUUCGCUGACGGCGGUAAAACACCGGACACCGGUUCCAGAACUUAUACUCAGAUUAUGAGAGAGCAAAUGCUCAAAGGAGAAGAAUCUGAGUUACGGAAGAAAAUUCUCGAAAAAGCCAAAGACGGAACACUGCAACAAUCACGAAAUGGCGAUUCAUACAAAACUGUUGAGCCACGGAAACGAGGACGUUGGGAUCAAACCAUUGACGAACAAUUCGUACCAGCCAAGAAAUCCGCCUCGGAGGCGGCCACUCCAACAUGGGGUGAUGUUGAGAAAACACCUGGUGAUCGUCGUUGGGAUGAAACACCCGGUCAUAAGGGCAGUGAAACGCCAGGCGCAACACCCGGAGUAGCCACUCGAAUCUGGGAUGCAACUCCAGCUCAUUCUCAUACUGCAACAACUCCUAGUCAUGAAACGCCAGCUCACGAGAAAUCAACGCGAAGAAAUCGCUGGGACGAAACACCCAAAACUGAACGAGAAACACCAGGUCAUAACAGUGGCUGGGCUGAAACACCGAAAGCCGACCGUAUUCAAAGUGAUGGAAUCAUAGAAUCGGCUACACCGGGAACGAGUAAACGGCGAUCGCGUUGGGACGAGACACCAUCCAAUGCAACACCAUCGAUGACACCAUCGGCGGCAAUGACUCCGAGCAUGACACCGAGUAUGACUCCGAGUGCUACGCCGGGACAAUCUACGCCAGGUUCGACACCGAUUGGUCAUAAAGCUAUGGCAAUGGCAACGCCGACUCCUGGACAUCUAGCUGCAAUGACACCAGAACAGUUGCAAGCCUAUCGCUGGGAAAAGGAAAUUGACGAACGAAAUAGGCCGUUUUCCGAUGAAGAACUCGAUGCCAUGUUUCCACCUGGCUACAAAGUUUUGCCGCCUCCAGUAGGUUACAUUCCAUUGAGGACACCGGCCAGAAAACUAACAGCAACUCCGACACCAAUGGCCGGCACCCCAACUGGAUUUUUCAUUCAAGUUGAGGAUAAAUCUGCAAAAUUUAUGGACAACCAACCUAAAGGACAAAAUCUGCCGUUCAUGAAACCCGAAGACGCUCAAUACUUUGACAAAUUGUUGUUAGACGUUGACGAGGAAGCGCUGAGUCCCGAAGAGCAGAAAGAGCGCAAAAUUAUGAAACUGCUGCUGAAAAUCAAAAACGGAACACCACCAAUGAGAAAAUCAGCUCUGAGGCAAAUCACUGACAAGGCUCGUGAAUUCGGUGCAGGACCAUUGUUUAAUCAAAUCCUUCCACUGCUCAUGAGUCCGACAUUGGAAGAUCAAGAGCGUCAUUUGUUGGUGAAAGUCAUCGAUCGCAUUUUGUACAAAUUGGAUGAUUUGGUGCGACCAUACGUGCACAAAAUCUUGGUGGUCAUUGAACCGUUGCUCAUCGAUGAAGAUUACUACGCUCGUGUCGAAGGUCGAGAAAUUAUAUCGAAUUUGGCCAAAGCAGCCGGUUUAGCUACCAUGAUUUCAACAAUGCGACCCGAUAUCGAUAACAUCGACGAAUACGUAAGAAAUACCACGGCACGAGCAUUUGCUGUUGUUGCUUCGGCGCUUGGCAUUCCAUCAUUGUUGCCUUUCUUAAAGGCCGUUUGUAAGAGUAAGAAAUCUUGGCAGGCCAGACAUACGGGCAUCAAAAUCGUGCAACAAAUUGCCAUCCUGAUGGGCUGCGCAAUUCUACCACAUCUGAAAUCACUGGUUCAGAUCAUCGAACAUGGAUUGAUUGACGAACAGCAAAAAGUUCGAACCAUUACUGCUUUGGCUAUUGCAGCUCUUGCUGAAGCCGCCACACCCUAUGGCAUUGAGUCAUUCGAUUCUGUAUUGAAACCAUUGUGGAAAGGUAUCCGGACGCAUCGUGGUAAGGGUCUGGCUGCAUUCUUGAAGGCCAUCGGUUAUUUGAUUCCGUUGAUGGAUGCAGAGUAUGCCAACUAUUACACGCGUGAAGUAAUGUUGAUUUUGAUUCGUGAAUUUCAAUCGCCCGAUGAGGAAAUGAAGAAAAUUGUCUUGAAAGUAGUCAAACAGUGUUGCGCAACUGACGGUGUUGAAGCCCAGUACAUCAAAGAAGAAAUCUUGCCUCAUUUCUUCAAACAUUUCUGGAAUCAUCGAAUGGCAUUGGAUCGCCGCAAUUAUCGUCAACUGGUUGACACGACGGUGGAAAUAGCAAACAAAGUGGGAGCUUCGGAAAUUAUCAAUCGAGUGGUGGAUGAUUUGAAAGACGAAAACGAAACGUACCGCAAAAUGGUGAUGGAAACGAUCGAGAAAAUUAUGGGCAAUCUGGGUGCAGCCGACAUCGAUUCCAGACUGGAGGAGCAGCUUAUCGACGGAAUAUUGUACGCAUUCCAGGAACAGACCAGCGAAGAUGUAGUCAUGCUGAACGGAUUCGGAACGAUUGUCAAUCAGUUGGGCAAGAGAGUCAAACCAUAUCUGCCGCAGAUUUGUGGUACCAUUCUGUGGCGUUUGAACAACAAAUCGGCAAAGGUUCGACAACAGGCAGCUGAUUUGAUAUCACGUAUCGCUGUCGUCAUGAAAACAUGCCAAGAAGAAAAACUGAUGGGACAUUUGGGUGUUGUACUGUACGAAUAUUUGGGCGAAGAAUAUCCAGAGGUUCUCGGCUCUAUUCUGGGCGCACUUAAAGCCAUUGUCAAUGUGAUUGGAAUGACCAAGAUGACACCCCCGAUCAAGGAUUUACUGCCUCGCUUGACACCCAUUCUGAAGAAUCGACACGAAAAAGUACAAGAAAAUUGCAUUGACCUGGUCGGACGGAUUGCUGAUCGUGGGCCAGAAUACGUAUCCGCCAGAGAAUGGAUGCGAAUUUGCUUUGAGCUACUGGAACUGUUAAAGGCACACAAAAAAGCUAUCCGUCGAGCAACAGUAAAUACAUUCGGUUACAUCGCUAAGGCUAUCGGUCCUCAUGACGUACUCGCCACACUGCUGAACAAUUUAAAAGUACAAGAACGGCAGAACCGUGUAUGCACAACAGUUGCUAUUGCUAUCGUAGCCGAAACAUGUCGUCCAUUUACCGUAUUACCGGCCCUUAUGAACGAAUAUCGUGUACCAGAGCUGAACGUACAGAAUGGUGUGUUGAAAUCGAUGUCCUUUUUGUUCGAAUACAUCGGCGAAAUGGGCAAGGAUUACAUUUACAGUGUGUGUCCGCUACUCGAAGACGCUUUAAUGGAUCGAGAUUUGGUUCAUCGACAGACAGCGUGUGCAGCUAUCAAACAUAUGGCAUUAGGAGUGUACGGUUUCGGUUGCGAAGACGCUCUCGUUCACUUGCUGAACUACGUUUGGCCGAAUAUAUUCGAGACCUCACCACAUUUGGUUCAAGCAUUUAUGGAUGCCGUUGAAGGAUUGAGAGUAUCACUGGGUCCCAUCAAAAUAUUACAAUACACUUUACAGGGCCUAUUCCAUCCUGCCCGUAAAGUACGAGAUGUGUACUGGAAAAUCUACAACUCCCUGUACAUUGGCGGUCAAGAUGCAUUGGUCGCUGGCUACCCGAGAAUAUCAAACGAUCCGAAGAAUCAAUAUGCACGUUACGAGUUGGAUUACAUGUUGUAAAGUUCGUGAUCAAGGUUGAUCGGUCCGGCAUCACCACAUCUCUCUCACUAAGUCGCUUUGUACGAUGGGAAUAUUUUGAAUUUUUAAAUAAAGAAUACAUUCGAGUAGGAGAAA